CGUGUAAUUUAUAGCUGCAUUAGUUGAGGGCAAAUUAUCGAUAUCACAACAUUUCUCAUAACCUGGGUGCAGCUGUCAAAGAAAUAUUCUUCAAUCAUUGACUUUUCGUGUGGCUAUGGCGUAAAUUGGUUUUGAGUAGUAAUUAUUUACGAAAUUUAAGAGUUAAUAAUUCUUGUGAUAAUUAUUAUUAUGGCUGGGCGCGGCGAACGAGGUGUAGUGAGAGUUUUAGAUAAGUUAGAAGCUUCUGUAAAUUCAGGUCAAUACUACGAAGCACAUCAAAUGUACAGAACUCUUUACUUCAGGUAUUUAAGUCAGAAAAAGUAUGCGGAUUUAUUAAAUUUAUUGUAUAAAGGUUCUACUCUCCUAUUACAACGCGAUCAGCAAGGCAGUGGGGCUGAUUUAGCAAUACUACUUAUUGACGUGCUAACCAAGUCUGAAACAAAACCAUGUGAAGAAUGGAUAGACAAAAUAGCCAAACUAUUUGGAAUAAUGGACUCUAGCAUACCAGAAAGAGAAAGUUAUCUGACAAACGCAGUCAAAUGGUCCAUGGACAACAACAAGAAAGGCCAUCCAUUACUUCACAAGAAAAUAGCUGAGGUGUACUGGCGUGAAUCAGACUUCACAUCUGCACAUAGGCAUUUCUUACACUCAUGUGAUGGCUCAACAUAUGCCAAUAUGCUCAUUGAAUUACACACAACUAAAGGACUUAAGUCUGAGAUUGACCUAUUUAUAGCACAAGCUGUGUUUCAAUUUCUUUGUCUGAGAAAUAUACGGAUGGCAACAGAAACUUUUAAUAGAUACACUGGCUCUCACCCAACUAUAAAAAAUGAAAAAGGCCCUCCUUAUUUAUUUCCAUUAUUAAAUUUUCUGUGGUUUCUGUUAAGAGCUAUUGAACAGAGACAUGCAAGUCAGUUCAAAAUAUUAAGGAAUUGGUAUGCAAUUAGUAUAAAGAGGGAUCCAAAUUAUUCAGUUUACCUGGACAACAUUGGUCGUAUUUGGUUUGGCAUAGAAGUGCAGCCAGAUACCAGGAACUCCUCAUCAGUUUUUGGUGGGCUGCUCAGAUCUAUUAUUGGUGAUGCUGACAGUUCCGAUGAAGAUGGAGACUUUAUGGGUCAAAGUGCAGCACCAGACUUAGAUUAAAGUGUAAAUAUGAUUAUGUACUAUUAUUAUAUUUUUUAUGGACAUAUCGGUUGGGCCUGCAUUCACAGUAGUCAUUAUUUCAUUUCUAUGUAAAUAAGUUAUAGUGUAGGUAUUUACUCAGUAAUAAUUAAUAAAAUAUAAUUUUAUUUUGCUAACAUUCAUUUUUCGUCAAAUCAUGGGAAAACUUGAUUGUUAGAUAUGUGUACAUUUGAUCAGAUCCUUGUGAUUUUAAAAUAGUACCAAUAUGGCUAUAAUGGCGAUAUAUAUCAAAGUUAUUCAUAAAGUACCUAUCGGAGUUUUUGUUUUGCUUUCAUUGGUUUUAUAAGUACAACAUGUUUAAAGAUACUUUUAUUUAAGAAGAAAUUAAAAGAAAUGUGAUGAUACCUAGUGAAAUAUGUAUGUAAAUGCCGAGUUUAACCAUAUUUAAAAAAAUCUGAGGUAUUUUUUUGCAAUAAGGCAAAGCAUAUGUUUUAAUCAGGUUUUUUUAAAUCAAAAAAGAACACAUCCUUCUUUCACUUUACUAUUAUUUAUUCUUACAAUAUGCACAUAUAAACAAAAUAAAAUAGUCAAUGCUUUCACUUGUUCAAAUCAUGCAAAAUAAAGUGCAAUGUGUAAGUACAGAAUGAAGAUUAAUAAACAUUUAAAAGAAUAACUAGCCCAAUUUAAUGUUAUAUUAUAAUAGUCUUAAUAAUAUUAAAAAAGUUAUUAAAUUUAUGUUCUGUUCAACUAAUUUUUAAUAAAUCAUUAUUUUGGAAUGUAAAGAAUGUAGUGAAAUGAACUUACAGCAGUCUGGUCUUAGUUGGUAGUCACUACAAAUAGAUGGAGGUGGAUUUGUAUGCCCUUUGUACAAUCCAUUUGACUACCAUACUUGCUGGAUUUGUUUAUUCUAAAACC
Amyelois transitella is the source of this 2034-nucleotide messenger RNA. RefSeq names its product Golgi to ER traffic protein 4 homolog. Bases 190 to 1140 code for a protein of 316 amino acids. Gene Ontology annotation, cellular component: BAT3 complex; cytosol. Lineage: Eukaryota; Metazoa; Arthropoda; Insecta; Lepidoptera; Pyralidae. Gene Ontology annotation, molecular function: protein binding. The transcript is spliced from 4 exons. The record is from RefSeq and is a predicted model, not a curated record. Gene Ontology annotation, biological process: protein insertion into ER membrane.